AUGCCGCCCGGACGACCCCCAGGCGCUCAUGGAUCUCUGCGGGUGCGCGACGUAGCCCUCCUCUUCACCUUGGGUUUCGCUCCCCUCGCCGCGGCCGCUCUGCAGCAGCAGCCGUACAUAUCACCUGAGCAACAUUCGACCGACGGAUUGGCCAAUGCGGCCUCGUCGGUAGAACAGCGAUGGCACGCAUCCGUGGCCGACUCGCUGCAUACACCGCUCAGCGGACAACGCGGCUUCCGUGAUACGGAUGCCAAUGUAAACAACAAAGACAAUUCCGCGCGGACUCCAAUCAACCAGCGCGCCCUUGCGACUGUGUCCUCCCCGUCCGAGUCUCACUCGGCGAGUGGACAGCCUCCUGCCCAAUGGUCGGCCACGACGAGUGCUGGCCUCACGCGACGAACGGCGCGGUCUCUGCAGGACUGGCAAGUCGAGGACAUUAUGCUCCUGGCGACGGUUGACGGAAAGCUCCACGCACUAGAGAGAGCCACUGGUCAUCCAAGAUGGGUCUUGGAGACAGACAGAGAGAUGGUUGAGACUACACGACACCGCCGACAGAACAAGACUGUCGAUGAGCAAGGGGUGGAGCAGGAAGAUCCGCUAUUCAUCGUCGAGCCCAGCCAGGAUGGUAGCAUAUACUUGCUGGCUCCAGGCUUCGGCCUUCGAAAGCUGGACUAUACUGUCAGACAGUUGGCAGAACUGUCACCAUAUGCAGGAGAUGGAUUCCCCGCGGUUGCCUACACCGCCGAAAAGAAGAACACACUUUAUACUGUCGAUGCUGCCACUGGCAACAUCCUCAAGUCUUUCAGCUCUGCUGGAUCUAUUGUCAAUGAUGACAGGAGUUGCAGACGAGCGAGCCCACUGGACGUCGAGGCCAACGAAUGCGAGCCCAUCGGCACUCUGACAGUCGGCAGGACUGAAUACACCAUUGGAGUGCAGGACAGGAACACCGGUGAGCCAAUCAGCACCAUCAGAUAUUUCGAAUGGGGCCCCAACAACCGAGACCAAGAUCUCCGCAAUAAGUACAAGGAGACAAUGGAUCACAAGUAUGUCUACUCCAAAUACGACGGAGAGAUUCAAUGUAUGGACUACAGCCGGUCGAAAUACCACACUGCUCUCAAGCCCAAGUACAGGCAGAAGCUUUCAUCCCCUGUUGCGAGGGUAUUCGAUGUCGUCCGGCCAACAGACGACCUGUCCAGCGAUGCUUCUCUUGUCAUCCUCCCUCAGCCUGUUGGACCCAGUGGCGCCGAGUUGGACGAUGAAGUUGAGAGCGUGUGGGUUGAUUGCACAAAGGCUGGCAACUGGUAUGCGUUGUCAGAGAAGAAAUACCCAACUGUCACCGAAAAGGCACCCGCAGCAAGGUACCUUGAGGCUGGAGACUCCAGACACCUUCGUCUUGAACGCAAGCACUUUGCAGGUGUCCACUACCUGAGCCUCAGUGAACAGUAUACCGGGUCGAACCAGGUUGAUGGAGGUGGCAUGAUGACCAUCGAUGGCCCGCCGGUAGAUACGGACAUUGAGAAAGCGACUCCAAGAAGGGAGAAGACUGAUCACUUCUCGAUAUUGCAGACACUGGUCGUUUUGGCAAUCAUGGGUCUAUGUGGUGCUGGCUUCAUGUAUCAGCAGCAGCUUGGACUGUCGCCGUUGAACAUGAAGCAAAUGUUCAAAGCUCCAGAAGUUGCUGUGCCUGUGGGAGAAGACGUUCCAGAGAUUCAAGUCGAGGAUGUGAAGAUCCGUGAGGCAGAGCCUGCCAAGGAGACGAUUUUCCCACAGGACACCAAACCUUCACCACAAGUCCGAUUUGCAGAGUCAGUGAAGGUGGACGAGAAGCUUGACGAAGCUGUUGCGGAAGGUGAAGAUAAAGUGGAAGAUGGAGGUGAACCUAAGAAGAGGAAAGCGACACGAGGCAAGCGUGCUGGCCGUAAGCAGAAGGAGAAAGAAGCAGCACAAGCGGAGGCUCGCGCGAAGAAGACUGGAACCAUCACCCAAGCAGCAGAGGUCAUAACGGUCGCCGAUUCUGAGAGUCCUCAGGUCACUGGACCGCUGCAGAUCAACAGCCUUAUCAUCAACACCGACAGCGUGAUCGGACAAGGAAGUUGCGGCACCAUCGUCUUCACAGGCUCAUUUGAAGGUCGCGAAGUUGCUGUCAAGCGAAUGUUGGCCCAAUACUACGAAUUGGCUUCACAAGAAGUGUCGUUCUUGCAGCAAAGCGAUGACCAUCCGAAUGUCGUCCGAUACUUUUGCCAGCAGAAGGACAACCACUUUCUGUACAUCGCCGUAGAGUUGUGUCAGGCAAGUCUGUUUGAGGUCUGGGAAGCUGAGAACGCCAAGACGGAGGAGCGACGACAGCGAUUGCGAGCGUUGAAGAUCACGAUGCAACAGAACAUGACCAAGACUUUGCAUCAACUCGCUGCCGGCCUGUGCCAUUUGCACAACCUCCGCAUCAUCCAUCGCGACAUCAAACCACAGAACAUCUUGGUUGCCUACCCCAAGAAGACCCAGCAACCAAACGAUACUCGUCUGGUGAUCUCCGACUUCGGCCUUGGUAAGAACCUGCCCGAGAAUGUCAGUACACUCGUCGACCCGACUGGUAAUGCGGGCACAUCUGGCUGGAAAGCGCCCGAGUUGAUCAGCCAGCCCAAAGAGACGACCAGCAACAACACCCACAGCACGUCCAAUGGCAGCGAGAGCGGCACACUUGGCUUCAGUGGCGUCAAGCGCGCGGCAGACAUCUUCUCGCUUGGCUGUCUCUUCUUCUGGGCGUUGACCGAUGGUGUGCAUCCCUACGAAGACGCGCAAGGCUGGCCACAGCUUCGCGAAUACAACAUCAAGCAGGGUAAGAAGAAUAUGGAGGCGCUUCAGCAGUGGUACGACGCGUAUGAGCCCAUGCAGUUGAUAUCAUCAAUGCUGGCGCAUCAGCCAGAGAACCGACCAACCGCCCAAGCCGUGCUCAACCAUCCGUACUUUUGGACACCCGAGAAGCGCCUGGCUUUCCUGUGCGAUGUGUCUGACCAUUUCGAGAGAGAGCCACGUGGCACUUACGACGACGGAUACGCUGGCGACUCACUGCAUCUUCAUAUGCUCGAACAGCGGGCUGUGGAAGUGAUCGGCGAGCCCUGUGAUUUCCUCGGCAAACUCGACCGAUCGUUCGUCGAUACACUGGGCAGGCAACGCAAGUACAGCGGCAACAGGCUCCUUGAUCUCUUGAGGGCGCUUCGAAAUAAGAAGAACCAUUAUGAGGACAUGCCAGAGGAUGUCAAGAAGCGGGUUGGUCCGCUACCUGGCGGCUAUCUCAACUACUGGAGCCAUAGGUUCCCGAAGCUGCUGAUGACUUGUUAUCAGGUGGUUCAUGACUUGAAUGUGCAAGGCAAUGAUCGAUUCAAGGGGUAUUCUGAGCUUGGUAGUUCGUAA
This is a messenger RNA of Zasmidium cellare ATCC 36951, 3408 nucleotides long. RefSeq lists its product as uncharacterized. Gene Ontology annotation, cellular component: IRE1-TRAF2-ASK1 complex. Bases 1 to 3408 code for a protein of 1135 amino acids. NCBI's taxonomy places the organism in Eukaryota, Fungi, Ascomycota, Dothideomycetes, Mycosphaerellales, Mycosphaerellaceae. Gene Ontology annotation, molecular function: RNA endonuclease activity; ATP binding; protein serine/threonine kinase activity. Gene Ontology annotation, biological process: IRE1-mediated unfolded protein response; mRNA processing; intrinsic apoptotic signaling pathway in response to endoplasmic reticulum stress. The record is from RefSeq and is a predicted model, not a curated record. The transcript has a single exon.